Molecule: messenger RNA, 6210 nt
Organism: Acanthosepion pharaonis
Lineage: Eukaryota; Metazoa; Mollusca; Cephalopoda; Sepiida; Sepiidae
Source: the annotation of a GenBank genome assembly
AUGGUAGCUUCAUUUAUAACUUUCCAUUCCCAAGUUUACGAACUGAUUGACUUGGGGAUAAAUGAUUCUCCUGCUGGUAUUGCUGUUCAUCCUGCAGAAGGGUUUCUUUUCUGGACAGAUAUUAGUGACAAGCCUCACCACUUUUUUAUCUAUCUAUCUAUCUAUCUAUCUAUCUAUCUAUCUAUUGCAGGCUGUUCAUAUCUAUGUAUCUAUCUAUUUAUUUAUAUCAUUUGUUCAUAUCUAUCUAUCUAUCUAUCUAUCUAUCUAUCUAUCUAUCUAUCUCACUUUGAAUCUAUCUAUUUCAGUCUGUUAAUAUCUAUCUAUCUAUCUAUCUAUCUCACUUUAAAUCUAUUUCAGUCUGUUCAUAUCUAUCUAUCUAUCUAUCUAUCUCACUUUGAAUCUAUUUUAGUCUGUUCAUAUCUAUCUAUCUAUCUAUCUCACUUUGAAUCUAUUUCAGUCUGUUCAUAUCUAUCUAUCUAUCUAUCUAUCUAUCUCACUUUGAAUCUAUUUCAUCUGUUCAUAUCUAUCUAUCUAUCUCACUUUGAAUCUAUUUUAGUCUGUUCAUAUCUAUCUAUCUAUCUAUCUCACUUUGAAUCUAUUUUAGUCUGUUCAUAUCUAUCUAUCUAUCUAUCUCACUUUGAAUCUAUUUUAGUCUGUUCAUAUCUAUCUAUCUAUCUAUCUAUCUAUCUAUCUAUCUAUCUAUCUAUGUAUCUAUCUCACUUUGAAUCUAUUUUAGUCUGUUCAUAUUCAUCUAUCUAUCUAUCUAUCUCACUUUUGAAUCUAUUUCAGUCUUCUGUUCAUAUCCAUCUAUCUAUCUCUAUCUUGAAUCUAUUUCCUCAGUCUGUUCUAUCUAUCUCUAUCUAUCUAUCUAUCUAUCUAUCUAUCUAUCUCACUUUGAAUCUAUUUUAUCUGUUCAUAUCUAUCUAUCUAUCUAUCUAUCUAUCUCACUUUGAAUCUAUUUUAGUCUGUUCAUAUCUAUCUAUCUAUCUAUCUAUCUAUCUAUCUAUCUAUCUCACUUUGAAUCUAUUUCAGUCUGUUCAUAUCUAUCUAUCUAUCUAUCUAUCUCACUUUGAAUCUAUUUUAGUCUGUUCAUAUCUAUCUAUCUAUCUAUCUAUCUAUCUAUCUAUCUAUCUAUCUCACUUUGAAUCUAUUUUAGUCUGUUCAUAUCUAUCUAUCUAUCUCACUUUGAAUCUAUUUCAGUCUCAUCUAUCUAUCUAUCAUAUCUAUCUAUCUAUCUAUCUAUCUCUUUUUGAAUCUAUUUUAGUCUGUUCAUAUCUAUCUAUCUAUCUAUCUCACUUUGAAUCUAUUUCAUCUGUUGUCUACAUCUAUCUAUCUAUCUAUCUAUCUAUCUAUCUAUCUAUCUAUCUCACUUUGAAUCUAUUUUAUCUGUUCAUCUAUCUAUCUAUCUAUCUAUCUUUGAAUCUAUUUCAGUCAUCUAUCUAUCUAUCUAUCUAUCUAUCUAUCUAUCUAUCUAUCUAUCUCACUUUGAAUCUAUUUUAUCUGUUCUAUCUAUCUAUCUAUCUAUCUCACUUUGAAUCUAUUUUAUCUGUUCUAUCUAUCUAUCUAUCUAUCUAUCUAUCUAUCUAUCUAUCUAUCUAUCUAUCUAUCUAUCUAUCUAUCUAUCUAUCUAUCUCUCACUUUGAAUCUAUUUUAGUCUGUUCUAUCUAUCUAUCUAUCUAUCUAUCUAUCUAUAUCUAUCUCACUUUGAAUCUAUUUUAUCUGUUCAUAUCUAUCUAUCUAUCUAUCUAUCUAUCUAUCUAUCUAUCUAUCUAUCUAUCUCACUUUGAAUCUAUUUUAGUCUGUUCAUAUCUAUCUAUCUAUCUAUCUCACUUUGAAUCUAUUUCAGUCUGUUCAUAUCUAUCUAUCUAUCUAUCUAUCUAUCUAUCUAUCUAUCUAUCUCACUUUGAAUCUAUUUCAGUCUGUUCAUAUCUAUCUAUCUAUCUAUCUAUCUAUCUAUCUAUCUAUCUAUCUAUCUAUCUCUAUCUCACUUUAAAUCUAUUUCAGUCUGUUCAUAUCUAUCUAUCUAUCUAUCUAUCUAUCUAUCUAUCUAUCUAUAUCUAUCUAUCUAUCUAUCUCACUUUGAAUCUAUUUUAUCUGUUCAUAUCUAUCUAUCUAUCUCACUUUGAAUCUAUUUCAGUCUGUUCAUAUCUAUCUAUCUAUCUAUCUAUCUAUCUAUCUAUCUAUCUAUCUAUCUAUCUCACUUUGAAUCUAUUUUAUCUGUUCAUAUCUAUCUAUCUAUCUAUCUAUCUCACUUUGAAUCUAUUUCAUCUGUUCAUAUCUAUCUAUCUAUCUAUCUAUCUCACUUUGAAUCUAUUUCAGUCUGUUCAUAUCUAUCUAUCUAUCUAUCUAUCUAUCUAUCUAUCUAUCUAUCUCACUUUAAAUCUAUUUCAGUCUGUUCAUAUCCAUCUAUCUAUCUAUCUAUCUAUCUAUCUAUCUAUCUAUCUAUCUAUCUAUCUAUCUCACUUUGAAUCUAUUUUAUCUGUUCAUAUCUAUCUAUCUAUCUAUCUAUCUAUCUAUCUAUCUAUCUAUCUAUCUAUCUAUCUAUCUAUCUAUCUAUCUCACUUUGAAUCUAUUUCAGUCUGUUCAUAUCUAUCUAUCUAUCUAUCUAUCUAUCUAUCUAUCUAUCUAUCUAUCUAUCUAUUUCAGUCUUCUGUUCAUAUCUAUCUAUAUCUAUCUAUCUAUCUAUCUAUCUAUCUAUCUCACUUUGAAUCUAUUUUAGUCUGUUCAUAUCUAUCUAUCUAUCUAUCUCACUUUGAAUCUAUUUCAGUCUGUUCAUAUCUAUCUAUCUAUCUAUCUAUCUAUCUAUCUAUCUAUCUAUCUAUCUAUCUCACUUUGAAUCUAUUUUAUCUGUUCAUAUCUAUCUAUCUAUCUAUCUAUCUAUCUAUCUAUCUAUCUAUCUAUCUCACUUUGAAUCUAUUUUAUCUGUUCAUAUCUAUCUAUCUAUCUAUCUAUCUAUCUAUUCUAUCUAUCUAUCUAUCUAUCUAUCUAUCUAUCUAUCCUUUUGAAUCUAUUUUAGUCUGUUCAUCUAUCUAUCUAUCUAUCUAUCUCACUUUGAAUCUAUUUCAGUCUGUUAUCUAUCUAUCUAUAUCUAUCUAUCUCUCUUUUGAAUCUAUUUUAGUCUGUUCAUAUUUAUCUAUCUAUCUAUCUCACUUUGAAUCUAUUUCAGUCUGUUCAUAUCUAUCUAUCUAUCUAUCUAUCUAUCUAUCUAUCUAUCUAUCUAUCUAUCUAUCUAUCUAUCUCACUUUGAAUCUAUUUUAUCUGUUCAUAUCUAUCUAUCUAUCUAUCUAUCUAUCUAUCUAUCUAUCUCACUUUAAAUCUAUUUCAGUCUGUUCAUCUAUCUAUCUAUCUAUCUAUCUAUCUAUCUAUCUAUCUAUCUAUCUCACUUUGAAUCUAUUUUAUCUGUUCAUAUCUAUCUAUCUAUCUAUCUAUCUAUCUAUCUAUCUAUCUAUCUAUCUCACUUUAAAUCUAUUUCAGUCUGUUCAUAUCUAUCUAUCUAUCUAUCUAUCUAUCUAUCUAUCUAUCUAUCUAUCUCACUUUGAAUCUAUUUUAGUCUGUUCAUAUCUAUCUAUCUAUCUCACUUUGAAUCUAUUUCAGUCUGUUCAUAUCUAUCUAUCUAUCUAUCUCACUUUGAAUCUAUUUCAGUCUGUUCAUAUCUAUCUAUCUAUCUAUCUAUCUAUCUAUCUCACUUUGAAUCUAUUUUAUCUGUUCAUAUCUAUCUAUCUAUCUAUCUAUCUAUCUAUCUAUCUAUCUAUCUAUCUAUCUCACUUUAAAUCUAUUUCAGUCUGUUCAUAUCUAUCUAUCUAUCUAUCUAUCUAUCUAUCUAUCUAUCUAUCUCACUUUGAAUCUAUUUUAGUCUGUUCAUAUCUAUCUAUCUAUCUAUCUCACUUUGAAUCUAUUUCAGUCUGUUCAUAUCUAUCUAUCUAUCUAUCUAUCUAUCUCACUUUGAAUCUAUUUUAUCUGUUCAUAUCUAUCUAUCUAUCUAUCUAUCUAUCUAUCUAUCUAUCUAUCUAUCUCACUUUGAAUCUAUUUCAGUCUGUUCAUAUCUAUCUAUCUAUCUAUCUAUCUAUCUAUCUAUCUAUCUAUCUCACUUUGAAUCUAUUUUAUCUGUUCAUAUCUAUCUAUCUAUCUAUCUAUUUAUCUAUCUAUCUAUCUAUCUAUCUAUCUCACUUUGAAUCUAUUUUAGUCUUCUGUUCAUAUCUAUCUAUCUAUCUAUCUAUCUAUCUAUCUAUCUAUCUAUCUAUCUAUCUAUCUCACUUUGAAUCUAUUUUAGUCUGUUCAUAUCUAUCUAUCUAUCUAUCUCACUUUGAAUCUAUUUCAGUCUGUCCUCUAUCUAUAUCUAUCUAUCUGUUCAUCAUCGAAUCUAUCUAUCUCAUUUUUAGUCUGUUCAUAUUUAUCUAUCUAUCUAUCUCUACUUUGAAUCUAUUUCAGUCUGUUCAUAUCUAUCUAUCUAUCUAUCUAUCUAUCUAUCUAUCUAUCUAUCUAUCUAUCUAUCUCACUUCUGUCUAUUUUAGUCUUCUGUUCUGUCAUCUAUCUAUCUAUCUAUCUAUCUUUUUUGAAUCUAUUUCCAGUCUCUAUCUAUCUAUCUAUCUAUCUAUCUAUCUAUCUCACUUUGAAUCUAUUUUAGUCUUCUGUUCAUAUCUAUCUAUCUAUCUAUUCAUCUAUCUAUCUAUCUAUCUAUCUAUCUCAUUUCCAUCUAUCCAUCUAUCUUUCAUCCAUCAUCUCAUCUAUCUAUUCAUCUAUCUAUCUAUCUAUCUAUCUCAUUUAUCUCAUCUAUCUAUCUAUCUAAAUAUCUAUCUAUCUAUCUAUCUAUCUAUCUUUGAAUCUAUUUUUCAUCUAUGUUCAUCUAUCUAUCUAUCUCAUCUAUCAUAUCUAUCUUAUCUAUCCUUCUUCUAUAUCAUCUGUUCAUCUAUAUCUAUCUAUCUAUCUAUCUAUCUAUCUAUCUAUCUAUCUCACUUUGAAUCUAUUUCAUCCUGUCAUCAUAUCUAUCUAUCUAUCUAUCUAUUUUUUGAAUCUAUUUAUCUAUUCAUCUAUUUAUCUAUCUAUCUAUCUAUCUAUAUUCAUCUAUUUAUCUAUCUAUCUAUCUAUCUCCAUGAAUCUAUUUUAGUCCUUUCAUAUCUAUCUAUCUAUCUAUCUCAUUUUGAAUCUAUUUCAUCUGUUGUUUAUUUAUCUAUCUAUCUAUCAUCUACUUUGAAUCUAUUUCAAGAAAUCUAUCUAUCUAUCCUAUUCACAUCUAUCUAUAAAUCUUUAUCUAUUUAUCUAUCUAUCUAUCUAUCUAUCUAUCUAUCUAUAUGUCUAUUUUUAUAUCUAUUUUAUUCUGUUCAUCUAUCUAUCUAUCUAUCUUAUCUAUCCAUCUUUAAAUCUAUCUAUCUAUCUAUCUAUUUUUUGAAUCCAUUUCUGUUCUAUCUAUUCAUCUAUCUAUUCAUCUAUCUGUCCUUCAUGAAUCUAUUUCAGUCCAUGGACAUUCAUCUAUCUAUCUAUCUAUCUAUCAGAUACAUCUUUGGAUAUCUAUUCUCAAAUCUUUUCUAUUCAUAUCUAUCUAUCUAUCUAUCUAUCUAUCUAUCUAUCUAUAAUCUAUCUCACUUUGAAUCAGUCUUCUAUCAUAUCUAUACAUCUAUCUAUCUAUCUAUCUAUCUAUCCAUCAUCUAUCUAUCUAUCUAUCUCAGUGAAAAUUUUAGUCUUUCAAUCUAUCCAUCUAUCUGUUCAUAUCUAUCUAUCCAUCUAUCUAUAUAUCAUCUGUUCAUAUCUAUCUAUCUAUCUAUCUAUCUAUCUAUCUAUCCCAUCUAUCAUCUAUCUUAUCUAUCUAUCUAUAUAUCACACACAUCCAUCUAUCUAUCUAUCUAUCUAUCCUAUCUAUCUAUCUAUCCCUUUAAAUCUAUUUUAGUCUGUUCAUAUCUAUCUAUCUAUCAUAUAUCCAUCCCAUCUAACAUCCAUCUAUCUAUGGGAUCUAUUUCUGUUCAUAUCUAUCUAUCUAUCUAUCUCAUCAAUCUAUCAUUCAUCCAUAUCAUCUAUCUAUCUAUCUAUCUAUAUAUUUCAUUCAUCCAUCUAUCUAUCUAUCUAUCUAUCUAUCUAUCUAUCUAUCUAUAUUUAUCAUUUAUAUCUAUCUAUCUAUCUAUCUAUCAUCUAUCUAUCAUCUAUCUAUUCAUAUCAUUCAUCUAUCACACAUAUCAUUCAUCUAUCUAUCUAUCCAUCUAUCUAUCUAUAUAUCUAUGA